This is a messenger RNA of Mytilinidion resinicola, 734 nucleotides long. RefSeq lists its product as uncharacterized. NCBI's taxonomy places the organism in Eukaryota, Fungi, Ascomycota, Dothideomycetes, Mytilinidiales, Mytilinidiaceae. The coding region runs from base 215 to 670 and encodes 151 amino acids. The record is from RefSeq and is a predicted model, not a curated record. The transcript has a single exon.
CAUCAAGAGGCGUGACUUGUGACAGCUCAUCAUAUAAACCUCAUCCAAUCCUAGCCAUGAAUCCUUGAGUAUGCUCUCCUUACUCUACGUUCUGGGCACCCGCAUUUUUCUAGAAAACCACCAAUUCUGAAUUUCCGACCAAACGUUUCUCCCCAUUCUUCUUACUUUACUCAUUUUACCCAAGAUACUACUGAAUGAGCUCUGCCCCAAAGCCAUGUGCCAUAUCGACGCCAUCCUUCACAUCCCCUGCGCCCAUCUCAUCGACACCCUCGCCCCCGGCCACCCCUGCGAUCCCAAAAAGCCCCUUACAACCCCCUGCGCCGUCGCCAAAGAACAAGACACAGCGUGCCGUGUUACAUCCACAAAGAUCUCUUGGAAGAGUUUACAACGGUGCGAGCGGUAUUAUUAUUAUGACGUCGUAGGUCCUCCAAUUUCCAAAACCACCCCUUUCCACUCCCUCCCAUCCAACCACCCCUCUGCUCCUCACCCCUCCGUAUCCCUUCCACCUCAAACCCACCUUCUCGCUUUCGCCACCCUUUUCCACCCCCGAGAGCGCUACAAACAACAACACACCAGCCUUUCCACCCCGCCUCCAAAUAAGCCCUAUCCUCUCUCCUCCGGCUUUUCUCUCCCCAGACCCUCCAUACCACGAAUCGCCCCUCCCAUCUAGAAAUUUCCCGGCUCGCGGAACUCCACGCUUUUCCUUGACCGGCCCUGCCGCCCCUUCCUCCUUU